AUGGAUGAGUUUCUCAUUGACCUUUACUACUAUUAUCGAGGAAAAGGAUUCGGCAACAUUGUCGCAGGUCGGUGUGUUGACAUAUUCAUCCUCAUUUUCAUUUUAUCCUUUACAACGUUUCUCAAAUGGGGAAUUGACUACGACUUGUUCUUCAACCGGUGGUCGCUGCAUUCAGAUGUUCAAUUGACUUUAAGUGACUUGGUAAUUAAAGGCUUCUUUUGGACGCGUGUGCCCUUUUCUGUAAAGCUCCUAUUGCUUGGCUUCUCAUGUUACAUUGUGCUUCGCAUUGUUCAGUUAUACUUUGAUUAUCGGUACAAGUUGCAAGAGCUCAGGAACUUUUACACACAGCUAUUAAACAUUCAUAGCGAGCAGGAGCUUCUGACCAUCCUGUGGUCGUCAAUCGUUGAGAGCUUGAUGCAACUCAAGGAUUACAACUCCUUAACCUCGACGACGCAGAACCUUCCUCCUCAUUACGUGAAUGACCUCAGUUCGAAGGUGAGGCUCAAUGCACAUGAUAUCGCUAACAGGAUCAUGAGGAAGGAGAAUUACAUGAUUGCAUUAAUCAACAAGGAUGUCUUGGAUUUGUCUAUUCCAACGCCUUCAUUCUUAGGAAAUAUCCUCUCUAGUAAGGCAGUUCUCACGAGAACUUUAGAGUGGAAUCUCAAACUUUGCAUUAAUAAUUUCAUCUUCAACGAAAGCGGGCAGAUUAAGCCGGCAAUUUUGAAGGAAGGGUCGAGGAACAGCCUAUCCCAUGAACUUAGUGCUCGUUUCAAGAUGGCGGCUCUCAUUAACCUCGUCCUAUGCCCUUUCAUCGUCAUAUACUUCGUCCUAUUGUAUUUCUUCCGGUACUUCAACGAGUACAAAUCCAACCCUUCGUCUCUAAUUGGGUUAAGGCAGUAUACGCCUUGGGCUGAGUGGAAGCUACGUGAAUUCAACGAACUCCCUCACUUCUUUAUGAAGAGGUUGCAACUUUCCAUUGGUCCCGCCAGCACGUACAUCAAUCAAUUUCCGAGUGGCUUUUUAGUUGUCAAUGGCAUGACCGUUGUGAAUUUUGUACUGGGUGCAAUAACCGCGGUUUUGGUGAUAAUGGGAUUACUCUUUGACGACGAAGAGCAUAAUUUUUGGUCAUUUGAGCUUUCUCAAAACAGAACCACGCUCUUCUACAUCAGUAUCUUUGGAACACUCUGGGCAAUUACUUCGAACUCGAUGGACUCAUCUACUGUGAAUCAUUCGACUGAAAAUCAUCGUCAGGGUGCCACAUUUUUUUACGAUCCCGAGGCAAGUUUGCGGUAUGUGUCGCAGUUUACUCAUUACUUGCCCAGCUCUUGGAAUGGACGCCUUCACUCUGUUGAAGUGAAAAAUGAGUUCUGUGAGCUCUACAGCUUAAAAAUCAUCAUCAUUUUGAAUGAGAUCCUAAGCUUAAUCUUGACGCCUUUCGUGCUUUGGUUCAAGGUAUCCAACAACUCAAGUGCCAUAAUUGACUUCUUUAGAGACUACUCCAUACAUGUUGAUGGUUUAGGUUACGUCUGCUACUUUGCUAUGUUCAAUUUUGAGGAGAAGGACAAGAAUAUGAUGCACAGCUUGAACAAGCGCAAGCUGAAGAAAAAAAAGGAUACGAAAGCUCUGAGUAAGGCAAAGCAAUCUGAUCUGGAACAUUCGAGUGACGAACUGAGCGAUCCUGAUCUCCAUGACUACUACCAGGAUGAUAAGAUGAUCAAGUCUUAUAUGUACUUCCUUGAGAGCUACGGCAACAGCGAUCCCAAAAAGCCCAAAGCACUGCGCAUGCAGCAUACAAGCAGUUAUCGGGCCCCUCGAGGUACACCAACAGUAAAAGAAGGUUCGUCAUCGGCACUCCAGGCAUCGAAUGGUUCAAAUCGUUGGAACGGGCUGACUUUGGAUAGCAUCUACGAAUCAACCUACGCUUUAGGCGCUGAAGCGUCCACAUACAGCGAGCCCCAAAGCCGCAAAGGUGUUUUGGGGAUGAUUAAUCAAUUUUCAAAACAGCAAGCAGGAAGGUAA
Messenger RNA from Candidozyma auris, 2019 nucleotides. RefSeq names its product autophagy protein ATG9 (gene ATG9). Lineage: Eukaryota; Fungi; Ascomycota; Pichiomycetes; Serinales; Metschnikowiaceae. The transcript has a single exon. Gene Ontology annotation, cellular component: autophagosome; phagophore assembly site. The coding region runs from base 1 to 2019 and encodes 672 amino acids. Gene Ontology annotation, biological process: protein localization to phagophore assembly site; autophagy of mitochondrion. The record is from RefSeq and is a predicted model, not a curated record.